AUGGCUGCUUCCAUCGCCCCUGAAUGCAACGACAUCAAAGAGAAAUAUGACACCUGCUUUUUAAAGUGGUAUAGUGAGAAAUAUCUUCGAGGCAACACCUCGUCGAAUGACUGCGAAGAGCUGUUCAAGAAGUACAAGACAUGCCUGCAUAAAUCACUCAAAGAGAAAGGCAUCGACACGAUGCUCGAUGACGCUCGGAAGAGCAGCAGUGAGACUGACACUGAGUUUCUCAAAAAAUCAUGA
Molecule: messenger RNA, 243 nt
Organism: Penicillium daleae
Lineage: Eukaryota; Fungi; Ascomycota; Eurotiomycetes; Eurotiales; Aspergillaceae
Exons: 4
Coding region: 1-243 (80 amino acids)
Source: RefSeq, a predicted model, not a curated record